Molecule: messenger RNA, 527 nt
Organism: Lepus europaeus (European hare)
Lineage: Eukaryota; Metazoa; Chordata; Mammalia; Lagomorpha; Leporidae
Gene: CKS1B
Product: CDC28 protein kinase regulatory subunit 1B
Exons: 3
Coding region: 151-390 (79 amino acids)
Biological process (GO): regulation of mitotic cell cycle
Cellular component (GO): cyclin-dependent protein kinase holoenzyme complex; SCF ubiquitin ligase complex
Molecular function (GO): histone binding; ubiquitin binding; cyclin-dependent protein serine/threonine kinase activator activity
Source: RefSeq, a predicted model, not a curated record
GGUGGAGCUGUCCCGCCUUGAGCCUCAAGGACCAAUGGGAAGUGCGGGCGGUGUGUUUGAAAGCGAGGCCAAAGAGGGUGGGAGCGCGUGCUGCUGGGAGUUGUUUGGAGGUUGGCAGCGCGGGGCUGACGGCCCGCAGGCAGAGCGAUCAUGUCGCACAAACAGAUUUACUAUUCGGACAAGUACGACGACGAGGAGUUCGAGUACCGGCAUGUUAUGUUGCCCAAGGAUAUAGCCAAGCUGGUCCCUAAAACCCAUUUGAUGUCUGAAUCUGAAUGGAGGAACCUUGGCGUUCAGCAGAGUCAGGGAUGGGUCCAUUAUAUGAUCCACGAACCAGAACCCCACAUCCUGCUGUUCCGGCGGCCACUACCGAAGAAACCAAAGAAAUGAAGCUGGCGAGCCACUUCCAGCCUCGAGCUCCACACAGCUGUUCUUCCUUUCUGACAUCUUUCUGAUAACAUGAUGUUGCCUCCCUUCCUACUUCUCACUCUGAUGUUUCAAGGAUGCUCAAUACACUGUUCACAUAU